Messenger RNA from Arvicanthis niloticus (Nile rat), 783 nucleotides. RefSeq names its product ribonuclease K6-like. Gene Ontology annotation, biological process: defense response to Gram-positive bacterium; antibacterial humoral response; defense response to Gram-negative bacterium. NCBI's taxonomy places the organism in Eukaryota, Metazoa, Chordata, Mammalia, Rodentia, Muridae. The record is from RefSeq and is a predicted model, not a curated record. Gene Ontology annotation, molecular function: nucleic acid binding; RNA nuclease activity.
UCUGAGCCUGGGACUGAUCAACUGCCCCUGUUCACAGUGGGAGUCCAGCAAAAACACCUGAAAACAUGGUGGUAGACCUUCCCAGGCACCUUCCUCUCCUGUUGCUGCUGGGGCUGUGGGAGCCAAUGUGUCUAUUUUGCGCUCACCCUAAAGGUCUCUCCAAGGCGCGCUGGUUUGAAAUUCAGCACACACAGACAAGUCCUCAGCAAUGCAAUACAGCCAUGCGCAGUGUCAACAAUUAUACCCAACACUGUAAACAGAAAAACACUUUCCUGCAUGAAUCCUUCCAGAAUGUAGCUGCUACCUGCAGUUUGCACACUAUCACCUGCAGGAAUGGUCGGAAGAACUGCCACAAGAGCACAAAGCCUGUCAAAAUGACUGACUGCUCACACACUGGAGAAGCCUAUCCCAACUGCCACUACAGUAGUGCUGUACUAUACAAAUUCUUCAUUGUGGCCUGUGAACAUCCAAAGAAGGCCGACCCUGCCUACCAACUGGUGCCUGUGCACUUAGAUAAGAUCGUGUAAGGCUAGGUAGGUCUUUUCCUCUGUUUGAUGCCGGUUCUCUUACAGUUUAUUCCACUUUGCCUUUUGUCCCACAGAAAAGGGAAGGUACUGGAAGAAUUAACACCCCUAAGCUAUCAAAAUAGAAUAAAAAAAAUAAGAGUGCAUGGGUUAUGACGUAGCUCAGUAAAUGAGCACUUGCUUAGUGCACAGUGGGCCCUGGUUUCAAUCAUCAUAGCACCCCCCACCAAAGAAAGAGAGGAAGAAAAAGAUGAAGAAA